Molecule: messenger RNA, 2072 nt
Organism: Chelmon rostratus (copperband butterflyfish)
Lineage: Eukaryota; Metazoa; Chordata; Actinopteri; Chaetodontiformes; Chaetodontidae
Gene: tmem138
Product: transmembrane protein 138
Exons: 5
Coding region: 552-1040 (162 amino acids)
Cellular component (GO): cilium
Source: RefSeq, a predicted model, not a curated record
CCUGUAUAACAGCCUAGGCAUCUUGACCUUGUAUGGUUAGGUUUACUGUUUAUGUAGCUGUCUGCGAAGGACAAGUUACAUCCACACACAUCCGAGCUGGAGAAGGUAACAAGACAAAGAUACGGCUCACUGCUGUGAAUACGUUUCGGAGGAAAUGCAGCAGACGACGAGGAUACUUUGCACAUCAGAGACGCCAACAUGCAGCGCAUGAAAAGAUAUCAAACAUCUGAUGUGGUGUCUUGGACUGCCUGCGGUCAUCACCGAGAUAUAUUUUCCCCAAGGACAACCAACAGCAUGUGUCUGAACAGAGAGACAAAUCGGAGUAAAGAACAUCUAAAGCAAUAGAACAUUUAUGGCCACCAGUUUCUGACUAUGUGAAUGGACAAGUUGUGAAGUCAGAUCUGUCUGCUUCUGGACUCUGCAGUGUUUUUGUGCUGAAGUAUGUAGGGGUGGCUCUUCACUAAAUAGACCUGUUUUGUAAGUGCGAAGAAGAGCAGCUAGAAGGUGAAUCGACUGUGAAGCUUGGUGGUGUGCAGGAUCAGCCCCUGAAGAUGCUCCAGACUGGUAACUACUCUCUGGUGCUGCUGAUCCAGAUGACACUGUUGGCCUAUGACCUCUUCGUCAACUCCUUCAGUGAACUCCUGAGGGGAGCGCCUGUUGUCCAACUGGUGCUUUUCAUCAUCCAGGACAUCGCCAUCUUGUUCAACGUGAUCAUCAUUCUGCUGAUGAUGUUAAACACCUACAUGUUCCAGGUCGGCCUGGUGUCCCUGCUGCUGGAGAGGUUCAGGGCUCUGCUGAUGUUUGCAGCUCUUUACCUGACCCUCAGCAUCUGCUUUCAUUGCUGGGUGUUGAACCUUAGAUGGCUCGAGUCAAACCGUUUUGUUUGGACAGAUGGUCUCCAAGCUCUUUUUGUUUUCCAGAGAACAGCGGCCGUGUUGUAUUACUACUUAUACAAACGCACAGCAGAGUACAUGGGAGACCCGAGGCUGUAUGAGGACUCUAUGUGGCUGCGUGAUGCCUUUGCCAGAGCUCGUCAGUGAAGUAGCUACAGGUUUGAUCGAGACCUCAAAUGUCCUGCGAAGAAUGGUUCCUCUGACAUGCUAACAUAGGAUAUCAUCACCAGUCAAAAAGGACGCUUGGAUCACGUUAUACUAUUUAAGAUAUAUAACAAAGCAGUGGACUGAUGUUGAACACCGAUGGAACUCUCCAACAGGCAAAAAGGAUGAAGCAAAGUCUCAACCAAAGUCUGUGUUUAUUGGCUCUUCAUAGUCGAGCAUGCAGCCAGUUAAAUGGUUUACAGUGGAUGGUAAGACAACUGUGACAUGUGUAAUGUAUUAAUCCAGAUUGGGUCUGUUGAUCUAUGUGGCCUUUGUAAAUGAAUUUGAAGUGCAGGCGGAAUGAAGAGUAUUAGAAGUUUAGAGAACUGCCGUAGAUGCAGGUAUCACCUCCCAUGGCAAGUUUGUUUUGAUGCAUGUUCCUACUUAUAGAACAUAUAGUAAUAGCUUCGUUGGAACAGUUCUGUUAUUUCCCCCACAAAAGGAUGAAACAUGUUGGUUAUUUGCCUUAUGUAAGGUUAGUAUGUGCUGUUUACAUGGUUAAUGUAAUUUUAAUAAGCCAAUUCUCAUGUGAAUCCAGUUGUCUUUGAGUGGGGAUCUUUGAAUCGUGUUCCCGCUGUUUUUAUUAAAUAAUCCUUCUCUAAUCCUGGUGUAAUCCUUCAUCACUAGGGUAGUCAGUAUUAUCCUGGAGACAAGGUGAAACAGACUGCUCUAUUUUUAACACAAAGAUUAAUCAGGGAUUGAGGUUUUAGGCGCCACUAGUAAACGCGCCAUAAAUAGCCUUCCAUGUGUCAAAAUAACUGUCUAAUCUCAAGCACCCAGCAGGUCAACUUGCAGUGAACUUCUUGUCUCAUUUCCAAUAAAACUUAAAAUUUUAUAUAAAAUCUGUGAGAUAUCCAUGAAUUAAUACAAUCAUUGCAGAUAUCAGACUCAAAGAAAGACACCAAAAGUUGUACAAAUCCUCUUUACUAGUGAAAAGAAAAUCAGAGUCCAUAUGAUCCCAGAAUAUCGUCAGUG